Messenger RNA from Cottoperca gobio, 5983 nucleotides. RefSeq names its product UDP-Gal:betaGlcNAc beta 1,4- galactosyltransferase, polypeptide 5 (gene b4galt5). Lineage: Eukaryota; Metazoa; Chordata; Actinopteri; Perciformes; Bovichtidae. Gene Ontology annotation, molecular function: UDP-galactose:glucosylceramide beta-1,4-galactosyltransferase activity. Gene Ontology annotation, biological process: carbohydrate metabolic process; glycoprotein biosynthetic process. The record is from RefSeq and is a predicted model, not a curated record. The coding region runs from base 488 to 1633 and encodes 381 amino acids. Gene Ontology annotation, cellular component: Golgi apparatus. The transcript has 9 exons.
GGUUGGGUACCGUUAACGCCCACUUUAGGUAUUGCUCAUUUUGCGGAGAGGCAGCAGCCCCAUUCAUAGAGCUAGUAGGCAGGCAGGCAAAGCGCAGGAGCGGCCAAACACCAUCACCGACGUAGUGUGUGAGCCAAAUGAUGGUCUCUCACUGAAAAUACCAGGCCAGGUUUAACUGCGCUAUCAUUGUCAGCCGUUUUCGACAUCGGACACACCCGCAACUGAAAUCGUAACCAUCUGUUCAGGAAUAAGAUUUGAAUGUCUUGAUUGAAUACUGGAGGUCCUCUCCUGCGCUCGACCUGCCGCGGAAAAAGACUGACUUCCUAGUCGCCUGGCUCCUCAUCGCUGCCGCAAACCCGGCCACCCCACUCGGCUCAGUUAACGCAGGCUGUCCGCGGACACUGGCUUCGGCAUCUGGACACAUCGGAACUGGUCUACCGUCGUUGAAGAUACGGAAACGUGCCUGUGUGCAGUUGCUGCCUGUAUAAUGCCGACACAUUUGCGGUUCCGGAGAAGGUCAUUCCUUGGGCUUUUAUUCCUUUUUUCACUGUCCACCUCUGCAUUGUAUUUCAUCUACUCCGCCCCCGGAGUCGUGAAUGAGUAUGUGUUCAUGGUCCAAGCCAGAGGGAUACAGAUCAGAGAGAACGUGAAGAACAUCGGGGCUCAGGUUCUGGAGCAGGUGGUCAGAGGGGCUUACAGCAACAAUGGCACAGAUUAUGCCUAUGACUUCAACGUGAGCGAGAGCGAUGCUCCUCCCACCACAUACCUCCCUGAGGGCUUCACCUAUCUCCCCUCUCAGGUUUGCCCUGAGAGGCUGCUCUCAAUGAAGGGCAGGUUGGAGGUGAAUAUGAGUGAAGUGUCUUUGGAGGAGGUGGAGAGAUACUUACUGGAGGGAGAGCCUCAGAUGGCCUCAGGAGGCUACUGGAAGCCCAAAGACUGUUUACCUCGCUGGAAGGUGGCAAUCCUAGUCCCAUUCAGGAACCGACAUGAACACUUACCCAUUCUCCUGAGACACCUGGUGCCAGUGCUGAAAAAACAGAGACUCCAGUUUGCCUUUUAUUUCAUAGAGCAGGAGGGCAUGGAGCCAUUUAACCGAGCCAUGUUGUUCAACGUGGGCUACAAAGAGGCUAUGAAGGACCUGGACUGGGACUGUCUUGUCUUCCACGAUGUUGACCACCUCAUGGAGAAUGACAGAAACUACUACGGCUGCACAGACAUGCCCCGACACUUUGCGGUCAAACUCGACAAGUACUCCUACAUGCUUCCGUAUAAUGAAUUCUUCGGUGGUGUCAGUGGCCUAACGGUGGAGCAGUUCAAAAAGAUUAAUGGAUUUCCUAAUGCAUUCUGGGGCUGGGGAGGAGAGGACGAUGACCUCUGGAACAGGGUGCGGUUCGCCAAUUACACAGUAAGUAGACCACAGCGAGACGAGGGACGCUAUAAAUCCAUUCCACAUCACCAUCGCGGGGAAGCCCAGUUCCUAGGAAGGUAUAGUCUACUACGCCACUCAAAGGAGAGACAGAAAGUGGAUGGUCUCAACAACCUAAACUACUCCCCCCUAGUGUCCAGGAGGCCUCUCUACACCAACAUCACGGUCAAUUUGAGCAGAAUGCUUGCACCCGUAGCUGACUACUGAUGUAGCUGGACUGCAAAACACCUGGGAAUCAAAGUCCUCUGGGACAUCAGCCAUAUCUCACCAGUUGCAGCACUGCUUAGGACUCUUUAGUUGAUUGAUUCUUUGCUUUAUUUUUUUUGUUUGUAUGCAAAAAAAAAAAGGAGACUUAAAUAACGAUGUUGGAUAAAUCAUAAAAGAAAUUAAGGAUAAAUGUUGCACUUGCUUGUGCCACAGUCCAUCACUCCUCUCAUCUGGGCUUAUCUAGUCUCAACAUGCCUUUUGCACCAUUUUGGCCUUCAGCAUCCAUCCAUUCACUCAUUUUUUUUAUUCAGUCAACUAUUAGCUCAGCCCUACACUAUUGUGCUUGUUUAUUAAAAUAGGCCAUGAUACACACACACACACACAUACAGGUUCACACGCGCCGCUCACAACAGUUUGACUCACACAUGCUGACCUGGUCCCUGAGGCUUUGCUUUUUUACUUUGCUCUUGCUCUUCUUAUUUUCAACAAUGCAGCAAGCCUGUGAAAACAUUUGCAUGCACACACGACCACACAACUUUUAACCCGAGUGGACUCUUGCAGCUGGUUCUGCAGAAGGUUUGCAAAAUCUACAAGUGAUGAGAAAGCAAGAGAAAAUGAUAUUAAGCGCGAGUGUUUUCAGUCAUGUAUACUGUAUGUGAAAUAGUUUAUCCUAACCUUAGAGAAUAUGAAUACCUUAGGCAUCUCUCACCAACUAUAUUUUGUCCUGUGAACAUACCAUUUAAAGACUGUGAUAUUUGUGUUUGCAUAGUUGCAUUGGAUGUUCUGGCUGCCUGCAAGUGGCUGUAUGUUUGAGAGCAAUGCUCAUCCUGUUAGCAAUAAGCUGUAAUAUCAGACAGCAGAACUUAGACCUGACUUCCUCACUAUACAGAUGCAAUAGCACGGGUGCUAGCAUACCCUUAUUGGACGACAGAACUGGAGUGACUGCGUAUGCAAACUUCACAUUCAACACACCUUUGCCUAAGCAAACAUACCACCCUUUUCACAACCUGUGUGUGUGUCCGCGUGUGUGUCUGUGUGUGUGUGUCUGUGUCUGUAUAUAAGUGAGGGAGAGCUAUGCAAAUGGCCUGUAUGUAUCCUAUUGUCAGUGUAUGGUCAGAGAUUUUACCCCUGAAACUGUGACUGGCUGUCUUUAGACCUCGCUUUGUGUGUGGUGUGCAAGUCCAGGCCAGGGAGAGAUAAACAGUUUUUAUUUUUAGAUCCCACAUCCUUGAUGUUUACUCACCUUCAUUUUUUAUGGGAGAGAAUUGGAGGUAGAGAAUACUUGAUUGCUGUCACUGUCACUUGUGUUUACAGAAGCUUUUGCUUUUGUUAUUUUUCAGAUUGUCUAGUGUUUGUAAUACUGUUAGCCAGCCCUCCUACACUGUGGGUGCUGUGAGAACUGUAUCUCGUCAACAACCAAUCUAUGGCUGCCUUUAUUUUUUUAACUAAAACUUCUUUUUCUAGACGUGGAUAGGGAAAAUAAGAUCUGAAUGCUUAUCUUAGACGUCACGUGACAAACCACUGAUUAGCUUUGUUUGCUUCAGGUCAGGCUCUGGCCAGUGAGAUUGUUUGCGUAAAUCAAGCUUCAGGAUGCUGGUUUUAAGUUUCCGGUUUGGUGGCAUGCAGCUUAACACUGUGCAUCGACGCAGACUUACAGCACUCUGGCAGUACACAGCAGUUGCUAAAAUGCCCCUUCUCUGAUUUAUGUGUUUGACAGUGUUGAUUUUGAGUAAAAUAUCCCAAUACUGAAAACUUAGUUCCUUGUAAAAAAAACAAAAAAAAACCAGAAGAAAAAAAACAUGCAGACACUCUCUCCUCACUGUCUGUCCUCUAGUCAUGCAGCUACUUCAUUUCACAUAAAUCGCCUUGUAUGCAUUUCUUAAGAUGUAUCUUUUGGGGAGAAUGUGGUUGGUUGACAAACUGUUGUGUUCCCACAAUGAAAUAAGAAGUAAAGAGGCUGGACCUCCAUUUUAUUUAUUUGAUCUUAUAUGGAUUAUUUUCUGUAAUUGUUUAGUUUAGUUUUUGUUUUUUUUUCUUGCGGUUGAUGUGAUGAUUUAGUAGGUGACGUAUGACAGACUGUGUUAGAUGCACUGAAACGUGUAGUUAUGUGUAUUUAUGUGGGAUUGUGAGGUUUAGGUCAGCUGUUUAAUUUCAUUUAGUCAGAAAUAAUUAGCUGGCUUUUAAUGAAAUGGAUCAGCUGACCUGCAGCCUGGUGGGUAUUAAUCUGCUGAACAAACACGUUUGAGGAGGCCAUUUUGUGUGACAACCACAGGAAGAGCUAGACACCUAAUCAGAACAAUGCUAGUGGUCACUGUCUUUUACUGGGCACCUCCUUUAUACUAGUUUAUAAUCAAUGGUGCUGACCUUUCAGAGCUCCCUUUGUGGGAGUCUCUCUCUAUGUGCUUACUGGAACCAAUCUUAACAUCAUAUAGGCUAGUAUCGCCAGGCAAAACAUCCCUCCAACCUGCAUAUAAGUGGUGUAGAUAUUCAAUGUUUUUACAUCCACACAUUCGUAAAACCUGCUGCCUUUUCAUCCUGCCGGGUGAAGCUGAUUUGUGUAGUUGUUGCUCUGGUUCAUUGCCACAAACAGAAGCACGUGUUUACCUCCGAGCCAAUCACUCAGGAUGUGCCCAGUGGAAGUCAUGAACAGUAGCAGCAUUUGUGUUAAGUUUUUCUUUUCCACGUGUGUUUGAGUGAAAUGGCUAAACCUUUUCAGAGGUCUAACUGUCCUCCAUCUAAAAAAAAAAACAACAACAUUUUGUUUUCAUUUUGUUUUCCAGCACUGAUAUGAAAAGGAUUUAUAGUGACCUGGUUGUGAACAACUCACAGGUUCCUUUUUUCUAGUUCUUGACACUUACAUGAUACACUGUAUAUUAUAUAUUUUAUUUUUUCAUUGCUUUAAAUUAAAAGCUAGAUGGACAUAUAGAAAAAGCCAAAUGGUUUUAGUUUGAGUGUCAGACCCGGAGCGACCUCUUAGUAUAAAGAGGCUCUCUUGAUGAAGUAAAUAUUCUUAGAGUCCGUAUUAGGCUCUAAACUCCACAAUGUAGAACGAGUAGCUUCAUCAGCUAACACCAUGAAUCAACAACAUCGAUUUUCUGACUAUUAGAUAGCCUUGUCCACUAUGACCUAGUAACAGGGCCAUAUCGGACAGCGCUCUCUUGCUUUUUAUUAAAAACAGGAAAUGGAUUGUUUUCAGUUUGUGAUAAGAGCAUGCCGGCUAGUCUUGUUCCUGUUAUAUAUAUAUAUAUAUAUAUUUACUGUACAUGGUCUUAAUCCAGACCAAGACCAAGUCUGCUGCUCACUAAAGAGGCUACAUUAUACCAUAAUUUCACCUGCUCUGAUCCAUUCUGUACCAGUUUGAAUGAAGAAACCAUUAUUUGGGCAUCUGACAAGACUGGCAGCCUUAAAGCUUCUUAAUUUAUUGCAGUUUUUUCACUCAAGGUUUUUUUUUUUUUUUUUUUUUUUUUUAUAAGCAAAAAUAUUUAAAUUUAAAAAUAAAGUGCAUAUCAAGAAAAUGAUCAUUGUAAAUAUAGUUGUGUGUAGUGUUUUAGAAAUUCUAUAAGGUCUUAAAUCACUACAAAUGCUAGCAUAAAGAACAAGGCUUUGGAAGGAUUUGGCUGCAGGUUUAUCUGGUGCCAUUUAAGUGCUAGUGAAGCUUACACAGCGACAUCAAUGUUUUUACAUCCCUGCUUCCCAGCACAGCCUUUUAUUUAAUUUAAAUGAACAAAUAUCCUUAUUCCAUGAGUUUUAGAUUCUCUCACAAUCUCCGAGGUGUUGUGCAUUCCCGAGGCCUCCCUGUACUUAAUAUGCUGGAACAGUAGAAGAGACAUUUCACGGCACAUGUAUAGGCAUCACUCGUAAGGUGAAGUUCAGUGUACUUGUUUCUGUGUGAUGUCUCUUUGAUGGUGACAGCAGUUGGGGUAAGGUGUAGGUCAGAGGAAAGCACUGCAUGAUAGCGAUGUGUCCGCCAAAAAACACCAUAAGCUUACAAUGCAAUGCAAAACAGGCACCCAAACCAGCGACACAAUCCACUCCAAAAUCUACACAGAUUCUUUUUUCUUUUUCUUUUUUUUUGUUUGUAUGAAAGGUAAUUAUUUAAAAAGAAAAACGAUGCAGAUUGCUAAAUUAAAAAAAUAUAUAUCUUCUCUGAUUGUAAGGAGAGCAAUUCUCCUUGAAUUGAAGCCAUUUGAAGCCACUUGUCAAAACUUGAUGUCAGCCUUAUGUGGAUCUGUUUGUGUAUCGGCAUAUUAUCUUUUGAUUAUUGAAAUUUGUAUGAUGGAGAUUUUCUUUUAUACCAUCAUUGUUAUUGUCAAAGUACACCAAUAAAAUGAAACUUGUAAAGAUACGGUA